This is a messenger RNA of Mesoplodon densirostris (Blainville's beaked whale), 1419 nucleotides long. Its product is annotated as platelet glycoprotein 4-like. Bases 1 to 1419 code for a protein of 472 amino acids. Gene Ontology annotation, molecular function: low-density lipoprotein particle receptor activity; scavenger receptor activity; low-density lipoprotein particle binding. Gene Ontology annotation, cellular component: caveola; cell surface; cytoplasm. NCBI's taxonomy places the organism in Eukaryota, Metazoa, Chordata, Mammalia, Artiodactyla, Ziphiidae. The record is from RefSeq and is a predicted model, not a curated record. The transcript has 12 exons. Gene Ontology annotation, biological process: receptor-mediated endocytosis; amyloid-beta clearance by cellular catabolic process; lipid storage.
AUGGGCUGCGAUCGAAACUGCGGGCUCAUCGCAGGUGCUGUCAUCGGUGCAGUCCUGGCUGUGUUUGGAGGUAUUCUAAUGCCAGUUGGAGACAUGCUUAUUGAGAAGACAGUUAAAAAGGAAGCUGUCCUUGAAGAAGGUACAAUUGCUUUUAAAAAUUGGGUUAAAACAGGCGCAGAAGUUUACAGACAGGUUUGGAUCUUUGAUGUACAGAAUCCAGAGGAGGUGGCAGUUAACAGCAGCAAAAUUAAAGUUAAGCAAAGAGGUCCUUACACGUACAGAGUUCAUUAUCUAGCCAAGGAAAAUAUAAUGUGGGACUCCGAGACCCACACAGUCUCUUUCCUGCAGCCCAAUGGUGCCAUCUUUGAACCCUCACUAUCAGUUGGAACCGAGAAUGACACUUUCACUGUUCUCAAUCUGGCUGUAGCAGCUGUGCCCCAUCUCUAUCCAAGCGCAUUUGUUCAAACAAUAGUCAAUAUCUUUAUCAAAAAAUCAAACUCUUCUAUGUUUCAAAAAAGAACUUUGAAAGAACUAUUAUGGGGCUAUAAGGAUCCAUUCUUGAACUUGAUUCCAUACCCAGUUCCUACUACAGUUGGUGUGUUUUACCCUUACCACAAUACUGCAGACGGAGUUUAUAAAGUUUUCAAUGGAAAAGAUGACAUAAGCAAAGUUGCCAUAAUUGACACAUAUAAAGGCAAAAAACAUCUCUCCUAUUGGCCAAGUUAUUGUGACAUGAUUAAUGGUACAGAUGCAGCCUCAUUUCCACCUUUCAUUGAGAAGACCCGGAUAUUGCAAUUCUUUUCCUCUGAUGCUUGCAGAUCAUUCUAUGCUGUGUUUGGAGCCGAAAUUAAUCUGAAAGGAAUCCCUGUGUACAGAUUUAUCCUUCCAUCCUUGGUUUUUGCAUCUCCACUUCAAAAUCCAGACAACCACUGUUUCUGCACAGAAAAAAUUAUCUCCAAAAAUUGUACUUUAUAUGGUGUGCUAGAUAUUGGUAAAUGCAAAGACGGAAAACCUGUGUACAUUUCACUUCCUCAUUUUCUACAUGCAAGUCCUGAAAUUGCAGAACCCGUUGAAGGCUUAAGUCCAAAUGAAGAGGAACAUACCACUUACUUAGAUGUUGAACCUAUAACUGGAUUCACUUUACAAUUUGCAAAACGCCUGCAGAUCAAUAUACUGGUUAAGCCAGGAAAAAGAAUUGGAGCAUUAAAAGGUCUGAAGCAGAAUUAUAUGGUGCCUGUUCUUUGGCUUAAUGAGACUGGCACCAUUGGUGAUGAGAAGGCAGAAAUGUUCAGAAAUCAAGUGACUGGAAAAAUAAAACUCCUUGGCCUGGUAGAAAUGAUCUUAAUCAGUGUUGGUGCAGUGAUGUUUACUGCUUUUAUGAUUUCAUACUGUGCAUGCAGAUUGAAGAGUGUAAAAUAA